Molecule: messenger RNA, 2532 nt
Organism: Dictyostelium discoideum AX4
Lineage: Eukaryota; Evosea; Eumycetozoa; Dictyosteliales; Dictyosteliaceae
Exons: 3
Coding region: 1-2532 (843 amino acids)
Source: RefSeq, a predicted model, not a curated record
AUGGAUCAAAGAUUUAAUGAUAGCGCAUUGGAGCAUUAUUUAAAUAGAAGUGGUGAUUAUUCAAAUGAUUCAGGUGAAGAAAGAGAAGAAGAGGAAGAAGAAGAGGAAGAUAGAAUAAUAACUACAACAACUACAACAACUACAAAUACAUCAUCAUCACCACCAUCAUCAUCAUCAUCACCACCACCACUACCACCACUACCUCCAUAUGAAAUUAAUUAUGAUUUUGUAGAGAAUGCAGAAGAAGAAGAAUAUAUACAAAGACAAGUUCAAAGUGAAUCAAUUAGACAAGAGAAUAAAAGAGAAGAGAUGGAAAAUCUUUAUUAUUCAAUUCAUAAUAAUAUAUUUUCAAAUAUUUAUGCUGGUGGUGAAUUAACAGCAAAACAACAAGCAUAUAUUCAAAAACAUCAAGAUAUUAUCUCUGAUUUACCUUAUGAAGUAUUAUGUAAAAUUUUAUCAUUUUUAGAUGUAAAUACUUUAAUUUCAACAUCACUAGUUUCAAAUUUAUUUAAUAAAAUUUCAAAUUCAAAUGAAAUUUGGAAACCAAAAUGUAAAACAUUUAAUAUUGAAGAUAGUGAAUAUAUGUUAAAAAAAGCAACUAUUUAUACAUCAAGUCCAAAACAAACAUCAAUUAAUAAUGUGGUAAUUAAUGAAAAUAAUGAAACAAUUCAACAAUCACCAAUAUUUUCAAAUACAACAGUAUAUGAUUUAAAAUCAUCAUUUAUGACUGCCCAUACAUCAAGAUUCUAUACUGAUGAUUUAGAACCAUAUUAUGAUAAUGUUGAACAAUAUAGCAAUGGUGACGAUGAAUAUGAUGAUGAAGAGUAUGAUGAUGAUGAUGAUGAUGAUGAUGAUGAAGAAUUAAAAAUUGAAAAUGGAUGGAAAAAAUUAUAUAUUGAAUUAGGUUCAAUUAAAUUAUAUGGUACAUAUGAUUUAAUAGUUAAGGGUAUGGAGUCAUCGACAUGUGAUAGUCCAAGUCAAACAAUUGAAAAUACCUUAAGUAACGGACACGCAUUCUGGAGUUCCAAAGGAUCAUUGACAAGUCAAGGUAACGAAUAUUUAAUAUACAAAUUGGAACAACCAAUUUGUAUUGUGUCAUCGGUGGUGUUAAGUGCAUAUCGUGCUUUGUUUCAGUCUGGGUUCCCAACUUAUUCACCAAAAGGUGUUAUUAUAAGUGUUGGCUUCUCAAUGGACCAAUAUCAUUACAAGUCUGAAUUAUUCCCAUGUGAACAAACUGAUUCACCACAAACUUUCAAAUUGGAGCCUUCAUUAGUCCUAGGUGGGUACAUUAGGUUAGAUCUAAUUGGUAAAUAUCAAACUCAGUCAAGUGAUAGACAGUAUUAUCAUGCAAUUAAUCAAAUUCAAGUAGAGGGUGUACCAAUUGGUUCAUUAGAAAGUAAACCAAAUCUAUCAUUAUCAAUGCUACAAUUUUAUUCAAAAUUUAAAUCACUUUCAACUUUAAUUCAUUAUAAUAAUAAUAAUAUUAAUCAUCCACCAAAUAUUGAUAAUUCAAUUUUGACAACCACUACUACCACCACAACUACCACUACUACGAGUACUAGUACUAGUACUACAGGUAAAGAUGAAUUUACAUAUAAAGAAAUUUUAUCAAAACUUCGUAGUUAUAUGGCACCUAAAUUGGAUAAAGCACGUAUAAAGAAACAGAAUAUUUAUAAUGUUAUAAGUGAUAUUGUUGAAGGUCGUUUUGAACAAGCUAUUGAUACAAUUUUUAAGAAUGAUUUAAGAAGUAAGAAAAUAUUUAAUAUUUGUGUUCAAUCAAUUAGUGGUAAAAGAUUCUCAACUGAUGAAACUUUGUUUUUGGCAAAUCAAGCUUGUUUAGAUGGAAAUAUCACCAUUUUCACUAGACUACUACUAACAAGUAGAAUAUCACCUUCACCUGAUUUAGGUGAUUUAAUGCUAUCAAAUGGUUAUGCAUUGAUUGCAGCUGAAAUAUUUAGUCAAUGUCAAAUUCUAGAUAGAGCAAUUCAAUGUCUUUUCAUUGCUGGUUGUCAUGAAGAAGCUUUAUUGUAUACUAGAAACUAUACAAAUGAUAAUCCAUUAGAUAUAGUUUAUCUUAUAAAAUUAUUUAGACAAUAUUCCUUAUAUCAAGGUUGUCAUUUUACAAUUAUAUUUUUAGAAUUUUAUAAUUCAAUUAGAAAUGAAUUAGAAAAUAGAAGAAGAGGAAGAAAUAAUAAUAAUAAUAAUAAUAAUAAUAAUAAUAAUAAUAAUAAUAAUAAUAAUAAUAAUAAUAAUAAUAAUAAUAAUAAUAAUAAUGGUGGUGGUUUUGAUGAAGAUGAUCAAGGUGGUAGAUUUAUAAAUAAUAUGACAAUUGAAGCUGAUACUAUUGGUCAAGUUUUUGAUAUUAAUAAUAUUUCAGAUUCAAAUGAUAUCACUACUUUAUUAACAGAAUUAAAGAAACUUUUUAAAACUCUAAAAAAAGAAUCACCAAUUAGAACUCCAACUCAAACAUUUUCAAGAUUAUCAAAUUUCUUUUCAUCUUUUCAAACAAUUAGAGUAAAUAGAACAGAGUAA